GAGCCUGUGCGCCUUGCAAUCGGCAGGAGAUGAGCGCCACUCUGAAUUAUAAGUCUUUUUCUAAAGAGCAGCAAACUAUGGAUAACUUGGAGAAGCAGCUUAUUUGUCCCAUCUGUUUAGAAAUGUUUACUAAGCCAGUGGUUAUCCUUCCAUGUCAGCACAACCUCUGUAGAAAAUGUGCCAGCGAUAUCUUCCAGGCCUCCAAUCCAUAUCUACCAAUCAGAGGAGGUACCACUGUGGCUUCAGGAGGUCGAUUUCGCUGCCCCUCCUGUAGACAUGAAGUAGUUCUUGACAGGCAUGGAGUGUAUGGCCUUCAAAGAAACCUGCUGGUGGAAAAUAUAAUUGAUAUAUACAAACAGGAAUCUUCCAGGCCUGAAAGAAAAACUGAGCAGCCAAUGUGUGAAGAACAUGAAGAUGAGAAAAUUAAUAUUUAUUGCCUGAAUUGUGAAGUGCCCACCUGUUCCAUGUGCAAAGUUUUUGGUGCUCAUAAAGACUGUCAGGUUGCUCCCCUCUCGAAUGUGUACCAAAGGCAGAAGUCUGAACUUAGUGAUGGGAUCGCUGUGCUCGUGGGAAGUAAUGACAGAGUACAAGGAAUUGUAACUCAGCUGGAGGAAACCUGCAGAACAGUUGAAGAAUGCUGCAAAAGGCAGAAGGAGCAACUAUGUGAAAAAUUUGAUUAUUUGUAUGCAAUAUUGGAAGAACGAAAAGGUGAGAUGACACAAAUAAUCACUCGGAGCCAAGAGGAGAAAUUGGAACAUGUCCGGUCUCUGAUAAAAAAGUACGCAGACCACUUAGAGACAGUAUCAAAACUGGUGGAAUCAGGCAUCCAAUUUAUGGAAGAGCCAGAAAUGGCUGUAUUUUUACAGAGGAUUUCAAAGCCAGGAAUAGAGCAGAGUACCAAAGUCGCCACUAUGGAUAGCCUCUGGUUAAAAACAAAACAAAACACCUCUUCAGCUAUGCCUGCUAUCGUUGCUGAACAGGAUUCUCUUACCCAAAGCAAAGAUGUUUUGUUCCUCUAUCCAAGAGUAUUGAAAGCAAAGCCACUUACUUGCUUGGCCCUAAGACGUGCUUGUGUCAGUGUAUUUUGGCAGAUGAAGUGGCUAGCCACCAUGCUGCUGGUGGACAUCUGGUCUUCUCAGAGUGGGACACUGAGAGCAGCUUUUGCCCCAAAUAGCCUGCUUUCAGGUACAGCCCCUUUGCUUUAUGAGCAGAUGAUUUUGGCGACAUUGGUGAAAUCAUGUUUUAUUAUUUCCUCACAGGGGUUGACAUUCUGCAUAUCAGUUUUGGCUUUUCUUAUCUUACUGCACCAUAUCUGGAAUCAGAUUCAGUACAUGGUUUUUUCUUUGAGGGUUUUUGAGAAUUUUGGACUUUCUAGAUAG
Molecule: messenger RNA, 1379 nt
Organism: Notechis scutatus (mainland tiger snake)
Lineage: Eukaryota; Metazoa; Chordata; Lepidosauria; Squamata; Elapidae
Source: RefSeq, a predicted model, not a curated record